This is a messenger RNA of Funneliformis caledonium, 369 nucleotides long. The record is from the annotation of a GenBank genome assembly. NCBI's taxonomy places the organism in Eukaryota, Fungi, Glomeromycota, Glomeromycetes, Glomerales, Glomeraceae.
AUGUAUUUUAUUAAAGAAUUAUCAGAAGCUAUUAAAAUAUUAGCAAAUGAUGAAUUUGAAGAGUUAUUUAAUAAUUUGAAAAGUGGAAUUAAUAAAGCUUAUGAAUAUUUUGAAAAUGUAAUUUGUGGAUUAGGUGGAGAUUCUGCACAUUUAUUUGCAAACAGUUGGCGUGAGUGCUGGAAAAAGCAACAGGUUGAAGAACUUUAUAAUAAAUUAGAUUUAAAAACUCAUGCAAAUAUGUCAUUAUCUCUUAAACAAUCAAAGCUUCGAUUAGCUUCAAGCAAGGUUGGAAAAGAGAAUUUAACUGCGGGUCUUGAAGAAUUUCGUGCUCAAAGACAGUUCCGCUUCAAGACAAGCAAUCACCACUAG